AUGCUGCCAUACAGGAGAACCUACCUGCCCUGCCAGGGCCCGUGGGAGUCCACUCUCAGUCAUCCAAGGAAAGCCCCUUCCCUGCCACUUCUCUCUGUGGUGCUUUGGGCUGCCAUCCUGUGGGCUGGCUCUGUCUCCCACCUGGCCUGGGGGGCAGGGACCUUCACCCUGGGGGUGCUGGGUCCCUGGGACUGUGACUCCAUCUUUGCCCGGGCCCUCCCCAGCGUGGCUGCCCAGCUGGCUGUGGACCGAGCCAAUCGGGACUCCUCACUGUUGCUGGGCUCACGGCUGGCUUCCGUGGUCCUAUCCACAGGCUGUGACACCCCUCACGCCCUGGCCACAUUCCUGGCCCACAAGAACUCCGUAGCUGCUUUUGUGGGCCCUGUCAAUCCUGGCUACUGCCCAGCGGCAGCCCUGCUGGCCCGAAGCUGGGGCAAGACCCUCUUCUCCUGGGCGUGCGGUGUUCCCGGGGGAGGAGGUGAAUUGGCACCCACCUUGCCUUCCGCUGCCCAUGUGCUGCUGUCCAUCAUGAGACACUUUGGCUGGGCUCGCUCGGCCAUUGUGUCCUCCCACCAGGACACCUGGGUGGCCACAGCCCAGCAGCUGGCUACAACCUUCAGGACACACGGGCUGCCUGUGGGGCUGGUAACCUCUUUGGGACCUGGGGAGCAGGGGGCCACCGAGGUCCUGAAGCAGCUCUGCAGCGUGGACGGCCUCAAAAUUGUGGUGCUGUGCAUGCACUCCGCGCUGCUGGGGGGCUCGGAGCAGACCGCCCUGCUGAGCCGUGCGCGGGCCGAGGGCCUGGCGGACGGGAGGGUGGUCUUCCUGCCCUACGACACCCUGCUCUUCGCCCUGCCCUACCGCAACCGCUCCUACCCGGCCCUGGGUGCCGGCGGGCCCCUGCAGGAGGCCUAUGACGCCGUGCUCACCGUCAGCCUGGAGUCCAGCCCCGCAGACGAGGCCUUUGCUGCUGCCGAGCUGGGCGGAGAGGCGGCUGCCCACCUGGAGCCAGAGCAGGUGUCCCCACUCUUUGGAACCAUCUAUGACGCUGUUGUCCUGCUGGCCCAUGCCCUGAACCGCUCUGAGAGCCAUGGGGCAGGGCUCUCGGGGGCCCACUUAGGAGAUCACACGCGGGCUCUGGAUGUGGCCGGCUUUAGCCAGAGGAUCCGGACAGACGAGAAAGGCAGGAGGCUGGCCCAGUACAUCGUCCUGGACACAGAUGGCCAAGGAAGCCAGCUGGUCCCCACCCACACCCUGGACACAGGCACCUGGCAAGUGCAGCCGCUGGGCAGGGCCAUACACUUUCCAGGAGGAGCCCCUCCGGCCCAUGACUCCAGCUGCUGGUUUGACCCAGAUACACUGUGCAUGAGAGAUGCGCGGCCCCUGGGCAGCCUGCCCGCUCUGGCGCUGGCCUGCCUCCUGGCGCUGGCCGGCGGGGCCCUCGCUUGGCUCCUCAGAUUGUGCAUCCAGCGGCUGCGGCUAGUGCGGGGUCGCCACUGGAUCCUGCUGACCGCCCAGGAGCUCACCUUCGUCCAUCGGCCCCUGAGCAGACGGAGACUGCGUGUGGACAGUGAGUCAAGAAGUGUGGUGGAUGGUGGGAGCCUGAAGUCGGUGGCCCAGGGCUCAGCAAGGAGCCUGCCAGCCCCCCAGGAGCCCACCAACGUGGCCCUGUACCAGGGAGACUGGGUGUGGCUGAAGAGGUUCGAAGUGGGCCUGCCACCCGAGCUGCGCCCGAGCUGCCUCCGCCUCCUGAGAAAGAUGCGGGAGCUUCAGCAUGAGAACGUUGCCACCUGCCUGGGCGUUUUCGUGGCCCCUGGCGCCAGCGCGCUGGUACUGGAGCACUGCCCCCGGGGCAGCCUGGAGGACCUGCUACGGAACGAGGCCCUGCCGCUAGACUGGACCUUCAAGGCCUCCCUGCUGCUGGAUUUGAUCCGCGGCAUGCGGUAUCUGCACCAUCGAGGUUUCCCCCACGGCCGCCUCAAGUCCCGAAACUGCGUGGUGGACGGUCGCUUUGUGCUCAAAGUCACUGACCACGGUUAUGCAGCACUCCUGGACGCUCAGCGGGCUCCACGACCCCGGCCAGCCCCAGAAGAGCUGCUGUGGACGGCUCCUGAGCUGCUGCGGGAGCCUGCAGGGCCCGGGCCGGGCACCUUCAAGGGGGACAUCUUCAGUAUUGGCGUCAUCCUGCAGGAGGUGCUGACGCGAGGCCCGCCCUACUGCUCCUUGGGACUCUCAGCAGAAGAAAUCAUCAGGAAGGUGGCAUCUCCCUCUCCUUUGUUCCGUCCGCUGGUGUCCCCGGACCACGGGUCACCUGAGUGCAUCCAGCUGAUGAAGCAGUGCUGGGAGGAGGCUCCAGAGGACAGACCGAGCCUGGACCAGAUCCACACCCAGUUCAAAAGCAUCACCCACGGCAAGAAGGCCAGCGUAGCCGACUCUAUGCUGCGGAUGCUGGAGACGUACUCGCGGCACCUGCAGGACUUGGUCCAGGAGCGGACCGAGGAGCUGGAGCUGGAGAGGCAGAAGACAGAAAGGCUGCUCUCCCAGAUGCUCCCUCGAUCUGUGGCCCAAGCUCUGAAAAUGGGGGUGACUGUGGAGCCGGAGUAUUUUGACCAGGUCACCAUAUACUUCAGUGACAUUGUGGGUUUUACCACCAUCUCAGCCCUGAGUGAACCCAUUGAGGUGGUGGGCUUGCUCAAUGAUCUCUACACGCUGUUUGAUGCUGUUUUGGGAAGCCAUGAUGUGUAUAAGGUGGAGACCAUCGGGGACGCCUACAUGGCGGUGUCGGGGCUGCCUCGGCGCAACGGGAGCCGGCACGCGGCCGAGAUCGCCAACAUGGCCCUGGACGUCCUCAGCUCUGUGGGCGACUUCCGGAUGAGGCAUGCGCCCGACGUCCCCGUCCACGUCAGGGCUGGCCUGCACUCAGGGCCCUGUGUAGCAGGGGUCGUGGGUCUCACGAUGCCUCGGUACUGCCUCUUUGGGGACACCGUCAACACUGCAUCCCGGAUGGAGUCCACGGGCCUGCCAUACAGAAUUCACAUCAGCCGAAGCACUAUGCAGACGCUGCUCAGCCUUGAUGAAGGCUACAAAAUUGACAUCAGAGGUCAGACUGAGCUGAAGGGCAAAGGCGUGGAGGAGACCUACUGGCUGGUGGGGAAGGCAGGCUUCCCCAGACCCCUCCCCAAGCCCCUGGACAUCAAACCUGGAGAGCCCUGGCAGGACCUCAUAAACCAAGAAAUCAAGGCAGCCUUUGCCAGAGCUCGCCAGGAAGCGGCUGGGACCCGGAGAUCAGGGACGGCGUGGGUCCGGACCUGA
Microcebus murinus (gray mouse lemur) is the source of this 3312-nucleotide messenger RNA. RefSeq names its product guanylate cyclase D-like. Gene Ontology annotation, cellular component: plasma membrane. The record is from RefSeq and is a predicted model, not a curated record. Lineage: Eukaryota; Metazoa; Chordata; Mammalia; Primates; Cheirogaleidae. Gene Ontology annotation, biological process: protein phosphorylation; intracellular signal transduction; receptor guanylyl cyclase signaling pathway. Gene Ontology annotation, molecular function: peptide receptor activity; guanylate cyclase activity; adenylate cyclase activity.